AAAAUGGAUGUGUGGUAUCUCAUUGUUGCAAUAAUCUUGUUUGCAUCUAUACUCGUUGCAAAGAGCACCAGAAAAACAAAGAAAAACCUACCUCCUGGACCACCAAGACUUCCUAUAAUUGGCAACUUGCACCAACUGGGAUCCAAACCUCAUCGUUCCAUGUUCAAAUUAUCUGAAAAAUAUGGACCUCUAAUGUCCCUCAAGCUUGGAAAUGUGUCUACCGUUGUGGCGUCAACUCCAGAGACAGUGAAAGAUGUCUUGAAAACGUUCGACGUUGAUUGUUGUUCACGACCUUACUCGACGUACGCUGCAAGACUUUCAUACAACCGCAACGACCUCAGCUUUUCUCCUUAUAGCAAAUAUUGGAGGGAACUGCGAAAGCUGACAGUUAUAGAACUCUACACCGCGAAAAGGGUGAAGUCGUUUGGACAUAUCAGAGAAGAAGAAGUUGCCUCCUUCGUUGACUUCAUCCGACAAUCUGCCUCAUUGGAGAAACAGGUUAACUUCAAUCUCAAGUUUAUGAAAUUGUCAGCAAGUGUGAUUUGUAGGCUUGGAUUUGGGAUGAGUCUUGAAGGGAGUAAACUUGAGAUUACUUAUGAUGAAGUCAUUCAAGGGAUCAUGGAGGUUUUAGGGAGUUUCGCUGCAGCGGAUUUCUUCCCCAUUAUUGGUAAAUUAAUCGAUAGGCUCACGGGGUUACAUGGCAAAUGUGAGAAGGUUUUUCAAGCAAUGGAUACAUUUUUCGAUGAAGCUAUAAAGUGUCAUUUAGACGAUGAGAGUAUCAAAGAUGAUAUCAUAGCCUUGCUCCUCAAGAUGGAACGGGGAGAGAUUGGACUUGGAGAGUUUCAACUUUCUCGAAACCACACCAAAGGAAUUCUUCUUGACAUUCUUGUUGCUGGGAUAGACACUUCUGCCCAAACUGCAACAUGGGUGAUGACACAUUUGAUUUCAAACCCAAGAGUUAUGAACAAAGUGCAAACCGAGGUGAGAGAAGUGGUCAAAAACAAAGACAAUAUCACAGAAGAUGAUAUAGAGCAACUGAAGUAUCUCAAAAUGGUGAUUAAAGAAACAUUAAGGAUAAACCCGCUUGUGCUACUUCUAAUUCCUAGAGAGGCGUCAAAGGAUUUAAAGAUCAGAGGUUAUGACAUUCCAAAAAAUACAUGGAUCUAUGUCAACGUUUGGGCUAUUCACAGGAACCCAAACAUUUGGAAAGAUCCAGGAGCUUUCAUCCCUGAGAGGUUUGUGGACAAUGAAAUUGAUUAUAAAGGUCUAAAUUUUGAGUUGCUGGCAUUUGGUAGUGGAAGGAGGAUGUGCCCUGGUAUGGGUGUGGGUAUGGCUUUGGUACACUUGACUCUUGUCAAUCUUCUUUACCGUUUCGACUGGAAGCUCCCGGAAGGAAUGGAGACAAGAGAUGUUGAUCUUGAAGAAUCAUAUGGACUUGUCUGUCCUAAGAAAAUUCCACUUGAGCUUAUCCCGGUUAUUACAAAGCGGACUUGACUUUUAUAUAUAUUAUUGUCAUACUUUAAAAUGUAACCUUUGGAAGUGUUUUGAAGGUGUUACCAUUAUCAAUAAGAAACAUGUUUGAUGAAUCCAGUUUUUAGCAAAUUAUGUCUGGUAACCAUAACGUUUUAUGUCCGCUAAUGCAUGUUCAAACAAGUCUAACAAAUUAUUUUAAUGGACCACAGAAAAAUGAUUACAAAUUCAUGAUCCAAAAUACAAUUAUGAUAUGACGUUUUGACUAACCAUAAAAUCUACUUAUAUUAAUGAAAGUAGAAGAGAACUUCACCAUUAGUACUGCGCCUAACACGUGGAUUUUUCUUAGUUUUGUUCGUAAAGAUAAUCACAAAAAUUAUAGUUCUCGAUAUUAUAGUUCAGUCUCUUCAUCUAUCCUUAUAAGUUUUUCCUGGUCCAUGAAAUUAUCUGAUAUUCAAUAACAUACUCGCAAAAGGCUAUGAUCAUCAUGCAAAUACAACUUCCGCCUUCAGAUGAAAUAUUGAGUUACAGGACUUAGGGUUCAUGCAGGAAUAUUCACUGAUUUAGACUAUAGUUUGAAACAAUAGUAACGUUGAUUAAAAAAAGUUGUUGUUACAAGAGAAAAUGUGCACACAUAUGGAUUCCUCAAACAUUUUCCUUAUUCAAAUUGAAAAGACUUUCAAGAUACGUUCAAAUGUUACAUCUUGAACAAUGAAAAUAUAAAAAGUUUUUAAGUCCAUUGGGUAAUGACCGGUAUGAGUUCAAGUGGAAUCUUCUUAGGAGAGACAAGUCCAUAUGACUCUUCAAGAUCA
Molecule: messenger RNA, 2282 nt
Organism: Brassica napus (rape)
Lineage: Eukaryota; Viridiplantae; Streptophyta; Magnoliopsida; Brassicales; Brassicaceae
Product: cytochrome P450 71B13-like
Exons: 2
Coding region: 4-1494 (496 amino acids)
Molecular function (GO): oxidoreductase activity, acting on paired donors, with incorporation or reduction of molecular oxygen; iron ion binding; heme binding
Source: RefSeq, a predicted model, not a curated record